This is a messenger RNA of Betta splendens (Siamese fighting fish), 2999 nucleotides long. RefSeq names its product ras homolog gene family, member Aa (gene rhoaa). The record is from RefSeq and is a predicted model, not a curated record. Gene Ontology annotation, molecular function: GTPase activity; GTP binding. Gene Ontology annotation, biological process: cell migration; stress fiber assembly; small GTPase-mediated signal transduction. Lineage: Eukaryota; Metazoa; Chordata; Actinopteri; Anabantiformes; Osphronemidae. The transcript has 5 exons. Gene Ontology annotation, cellular component: dendritic spine; cleavage furrow. The coding region runs from base 600 to 1181 and encodes 193 amino acids.
AUCCAGAGUCUCUGGUAGAUAAUAAGUAAUGGUUUGUGAUAUCUUAGUUUCUUGUGUCCAACUUGAAACGAGGCCAACUGCUUCGAAAAACUAAGCAAAGUUAGCUCGCUAAUAGUUAGCCUCCUUAGAUGGAAUGGAAACUGCUGCUAGCUAAAAGUUAGCCCACAGACCAGCGAUUUGGUGUCAAGCAGUGCUCGUAAAUAAUACUAAUCCAAACUAAGGUUGCAUUGGGAUGUUAUAUUAUUUGUAACAUCAAGCAUAUAGAUUGUGGUUAAGCUGACACGUUCGUUGGACCUUUUACAUUAGAGGAAAACAGCAGUGAGGAAGUGAAGUUAUAAUGCAACGUAACGUUGAAGUUGCCAAAUUUCCACAACAUUCUGACAGCUAGAGCAGUGUCGGUGUGCUCCUAAUGUCUGUUACCAGUGUUUUGGAGUACGUGUGUACGAUGUCUGUAGGAAAUGCUAGCUCUUUAGGUGCAGUAGUAAGACAGGCUGUAGCUGUGUGUGAAUCAGCUGGAGAAAGCUUUAGUAAAUGCUAACGUGUUGACGUAUUCACACAAGGCGGUGUUUUCAUUCAGAUAUUCAAAAGCCCAAUAAUAAAUGGCUGCAAUCAGAAAGAAACUAGUAAUAGUUGGUGAUGGAGCCUGUGGCAAGACCUGUCUCCUGAUAGUGUUCAGCAAGGAUCAGUUCCCUGAGGUUUAUGUGCCCACCGUGUUUGAAAACUAUGUGGCAGAUAUUGAGGUGGAUGGUAAACAGGUCGAGCUGGCUCUUUGGGACACAGCAGGUCAGGAGGACUAUGACCGACUGAGGCCUCUGUCCUAUCCAGACACAGAUGUCAUCCUUAUGUGUUUCUCGAUUGACAGCCCGGACAGUUUAGAGAAUAUUCCAGAGAAGUGGACACCUGAGGUCAAACACUUCUGUCCCAAUGUGCCCAUUAUUCUUGUGGGCAACAAAAAGGACUUGCGAAAUGAUGAGCACACACGUCGAGAGUUGGCAAAGAUGAAGCAGGAACCAGUAAAGUCAGAUGAGGCCAGGGAUAUGGCCAACAGGAUCAAUGCCUUUGGUUACCUGGAGUGCUCAGCCAAGACGAAGGACGGCGUGAGGGAGGUGUUCGAGAUGGCCACCAGGGCAGCACUGCAGGCCAAGAGACGAGGCAAGAAGGGUGGCUGCAAUCUGCUAUAAAGCGUCAGGUCUCACAGGUUCCGGGGGGAGGGAUGGAUGAUAACAAACCAGGCUAAGAAAAGCAUUUAUCCUCUGUGCGUACUUCUUACAAAGGUGGGCUCAGGUAAAUGGGGUGUUACAGGACCAAGGGAGAAAAGUCAAGCCAGGCCAAAGGAAAAAAACAAAGGUCAAAUAUGUUAGAAAAAGGGACCAUAUACAGUCCAAGGUGAGAGCUUUUACCCCUCAUAUACAAAUACUGUCAUCUUGUGUUUAGGAUUCAUUAGGCCUUAAAGACAUGGGGUAAUUUCUUUUACUCAUAUUUUCUUAUUAUGGUGGGGAUUGUGCUGUAGGUAAGAUUUCUGGCUCUCCUAGUGGAGCAUGAUGAUCUCCUCUGUCCUCCUCUGUUGCUUUAUGGAGAUCAGGGCCAUUAGUGCACAUACAGAUACACAGCCACAUAAAAUACCUGUUAGGACUUUGAAUACUUGCAGUGCAACUGUUCUUAUCUUUCAGUUUCCCCCUCUCCUUUUUUAAGUGUUUGAUUCUCCUUCAUUUCCCUGCAGAGACAUAAAGUAAUCCAACCUUAUAAGGACCCGCUUUUCUCUCUUUUGAACCUGUAGCAUUUUUAUUAAUUCAUUUAAAAAGCUGAGUUUGAUUAUUCGCAUUUGAACUUCAAUGCACGAUGGUAAAGAGACCAACGUAUUUUACUGUUUUAUACAAGCUUUGUAGUGAAUGUAAUGCUUACGUGAUUCAUUUGAUGGAGUUGAACUUGGCUUUUAAGUAAGAAGUCUGUGCGUGGGCUGAUGUGGACUGUCAAACACACUGUAUACAGUUGGUAAUAAAGGGUUAAAACUGUUUUAUCUUCACAGUUGCUGUAAAUUCAAUAAAUAGUCGCAGGACCAGACCAGACAUCUGUUUAGUUGACUGAAAGAAAAUAACUUUCUGCAACUCUUUCGUUAUAUUUCUGUUCAAACAUAGAACGUGUCAAAUAUUGGGAUCAAUUUUCUCAUAUACCUAAUAAAUCUCUAUAAUACCUAUUGUAAUUUGGGUUUGGAUGGGAUUUCUAAGUGGGAUUGUGGGUUUUGAAAGGUCCUAAACCUUUAUAAGUUCUGAAAAAUAAUAUAACAACUAAACUGUAGCUCAAAAAUGUCUAUCUGAGCCAAACUGUAGAUUUGAAAAAUGAUGGCAAUCAUAUUUCCCAUAAAAUGUGUCAGUUUUAUGGGAAGACACAGAUGUAUGUCCCAUUUGAUGACUAAUUUUCAUAUUAAUGAAAUGCUAAAAUAAAUGAAUGUACACUCUAAAACAAGGCUUUUAAUUGGAUACAUUUUCGCAGGCGCUAAAGACUAAAACUGGAAAUAUAUAUCUGCAGCAGAUGUGAAAGAAAAAAUGUACUGAUGGAAAAAGUGAUUUUAGAUGUCUAUUCAAGGUUUGAGAUUACAGUACAUUUAAUUCAACCCCAUUGUUGCUCCACCAGUUUUGACUUGAUGAUUUACAGUGGACCUGAUUACCAGGAGGUUGUUGGAAGUGUUUUGUUUCCUCUCUGCCAGUUCACUCCUCAUUUAUACAACUUUUUCCUUUUUGCUUCAUACUGUUGUAUGUUAUUUUACCUUUAUGUGAUAUUCUACUGGCUUACAUUGUAUUUUUUGCACACAACAUAAAACAAAAGGUCAGUGUGGUAUACACAUGAUGUCAAAUUCUGAAAUGCAGAAAUGCAAGUGACUCCUAAAGAAUUGGUUUAUUUGUAAGAGGAUUAUUCUUUUGUAUUCAAAUGUAUCCUUGUGAUUCUCCAGCUGUCUUUUAUAACGUAUUCUAAAGGAAAUAAAUUGUAACAGAAUGACCACA